Myotis myotis is the source of this 3233-nucleotide messenger RNA. Its product is annotated as guanylate cyclase soluble subunit beta-2-like. The record is from RefSeq and is a predicted model, not a curated record. Gene Ontology annotation, biological process: cGMP biosynthetic process; response to oxygen levels. The coding region runs from base 1 to 2322 and encodes 773 amino acids. Gene Ontology annotation, cellular component: guanylate cyclase complex, soluble. Lineage: Eukaryota; Metazoa; Chordata; Mammalia; Chiroptera; Vespertilionidae. The transcript is spliced from 16 exons. Gene Ontology annotation, molecular function: guanylate cyclase activity; heme binding.
AUGCCAUCUAAGUCACACCCCACUCUAGACUCACUGAAGCUGUGGGACAUCCCCCAGCCAGAUGGCAGGCACAGUAAGGGGGACUGGUACGGAUUUAUCAACACCUGUCUGCAAUCUCUUCUAAUAGAGAAAUUUGGUGAAGAGACAUGGGAAAAAUUGAAAAAUUCUGCUGAAGUGCAAGAUGCCUUCAUGACGUACACAGUGUAUGAUGACAUCAUCACCAUUAAGCUCAUCCAAGAGGCCUGCAAGAUCCUGGGUGUCUCCAUGGAAGCCAUUCUGAAACUCUUUGGAGAAUACUUCUUUAAAUUCUGUAAGAAGUCUGGCUAUGACAGGAUGUUACGAACACUGGGAGGAGAUCUCACGGAGUUUAUUGAAAAUCUAGAUGCCCUCCACAGUUACCUUGCACUUUCUUAUCGGGAGAUGAAUGCACCAUCGUUUCGUUUGGAGAAAGGAGCCGACGAGAAAAUGCUUCUCCAUUACUACUCUGACAGAAGUGGUCUGUGCCACAUUGUGCCAGGUAUCAUUGAAGCUGUGGCCAAAGACUUCUUCAACAUUGAUGUGUCCAUGGAUAUACUUGACAUGAAUAAGGAAGCGGAGAGGACAGGGAAGAUGGAGCACGUUGUGUUUCUGAUUGUGCAGAAGCCUCACAGACAGAUAAGAAGAGCAAAGCCAAAUAGGUUACAAAAUGGUCAGGACAUCCAGAGAGACCAAGAGGCCCUCCAGGCAGCUUUCCGAAGGAUGAAGGAGAAAUAUUUGAGUAUCUCUGUUUGCCCUGUGAAGAAAUCUCGCUGGGAAGUUGUGAGAAGUAUAGUCAUGUUUGGAAAAGGGCAUCUCCUGGACGCCUUUGUGCCGCUUUAUCCCGAGCAGCUCUGGAUUGAAGUUAAGACAUUCUGCAAUGCUUUUCCUUUCCACGUCGUAUUUGAUGAAUCACUGAGGGUCAAGCAAAUGGGAGUGAAUAUUCAGAAGUAUGUCCCAGGACUCCAAACACAGAAGAUUCGAUUAGAUGAAUAUUUCUCCAUCAUUCAUCCUCAAGUUACCUUCAACAUUUCCAGCAUCUGCAAAUUUAUCAACAGUCAAUUUGUCCUGAAGGCACGGAGAGAAAUGAUGCCUGAAGCAUGGAAACGUCAACCCACGCUCAAACUCCGAGGCCAGAUGAUCUGGAUGGAGUCCGUGCGGUGCAUGAUAUACCUGUGCUCCCCGAAGCUCCGCAGCCUGCAGGAGCUGGAGGAACACCAGAUGCAUCUUUCUGACCUCGCCCCCCACGACACCACCAGGGAUCUCAUCCUGCUGAACCAGCAGCGACUGGCUGAGAUGGAGCUGUCCACCCAGUUGGAGAGGAAGAAGGAAGAGCUGAGGGUCCUCUCUAAACACUUGGCCAUAGAAAAGAAGAAAACAGAGACCUUGCUUUAUGCCAUGCUACCUGAACAUGUGGCCAACCAGCUGAAGGAAGGCAAAAAGGUGGAUGCAGGAGAAUUUAAAACCUGCACAAUCCUCUUUAGCGAUGUGGUGACAUUUACGAACAUCUGUGCUGCCUGUGAACCUAUCCAAAUAGUGAAUAUGCUGAAUUCAAUGUACUCCAAGUUUGACAGAUUAACUAGUGUCCACGAAGUCUACAAAGUGGAAACAAUAGGAGAUGCUUAUAUGGUGGUUGGGGGUGUUCCGGUACCUAUUGGAAGCCAUGCUCAAAGAGUGGCUAAUUUUGCUUUGGGGAUGAGAAUUUCUGCAAAAGAAGUGAUGAAUCCUGUUACUGGGGAGUCCAUCCAGAUCAGAGUAGGGAUUCAUACUGGACCGGUCUUAGCAGGUGUCGUGGGGGACAAGAUGCCACGGUACUGCUUGUUUGGUGACACUGUGAACACAGCUUCUAGGAUGGAAAGUCAUGGGCUUCCCGACAAAGUGCACCUCAGCCCCACAGCCUACAGAGCCCUGGAAAACCAAGGGUUUGAAAUAAUUAAGAGAGGUGAAAUCCAAGUGAAAGGAAAAGGGAAAAUGACCACAUACUUUCUGAUCCAGAACUUGAAUGCCUCAGAGGAUGAGAUCAUGGGGAGACCUCAAACUCUGCUUGUGCACAAAGGAGCUAGUGCUCAAGAAAGUCAAGACAGCGAAACUGUGGUGGUCACAGGGGUCAUGAGGUACACAGACAGCCAGCAGCCGCUCCGGCCCAGAGACGCAGGCCAUGAUUCUGAGGAAUGGAUGCCUGAAAGGAGUCCAGCGUCUGGACAGGACUCUGUGGAGGCAGCUGAGAGAGAACCAUCUUCAGAUCAGACAGAGACACAUCCCUUUGUUAAUGACACUCUGCCCUCUGGGGUCUGUGCUCUGUUGUAACAGAGGGGAAGGGAACACCUUGAUUUAAUUUUCCCCCUACUCAGGUUUAUGGUAACAAAGUAACUUCUUUUCAUUCCUCAGCUCAAAACUUCUUAAGCUGCAUCUCUUCCUCACUGUCCCUUUGAGAAUAAAAGUCUAGAAAUGAAACACAAUCAUGACAAGUUUGGAAAAUGUGCUUUUAUAGUCUCAGGUCAAAGCCAACUUUGAGACUUUGGGUCUUGAUUGUUAUCAUAGGUCAGAAGUUUGGCUGUGGGGUUGUUUCUGUUUUCUUCCAACAGGAGUGAAUGCCUUUCAGCUCCCAUCACUGUGGCUCCACUGAAUCCCUGCCUCUGAGCAAAAGCCCCAGUGGCCACCUUCAAAGGACACCCUGACCUUGGGCCUUGGAGCUCAUUCCAUGCAGUGCCUUGUUUUAAAUGAUGCUGGGAUUAGGGAGAGGGGAGGAAGGAGACCCAGACCCCCAGUUUAUGAAUCGUCCCACAACACAGCCUGGAUGGGAAAGGCACUCAGCCAGGAAAUAAUUUUCAUUCCCAGCCUUAGAAAUUGCAUGAAGCAAUAGAACAAAAACUGCACUCCCCAGAGAUGUCCUGAAAGUAAAGUGGGGGAGAAAAUGUGAAAAUCACAGGAAGGGCAGAGUUAGGAGAGAGGGAAUCAAGGCAGAGCACAGCCAGACGCCCAGGGCCCUUGGCGGGCUUCCUUGACGGCACAGAACGCUCCUGCACUGCUUCCCGCGGCAGGCGUGGGAUCACCUGCCAUGGAAUGGAGAGGGUUGGAAAUGUUCUCUGAGGUGUGCGGCGUGGGGAGAGGGCUGCAGUGCGGUGACCUAUGGACUGUGCAGCUGUACUUACUGUCUGUGAAAGAUAUAUGUAUGUAUAUAUAUUGGUACCUGGGUAAUAAAGAAAAUCUUAAGGGCA